Messenger RNA from Sclerotinia borealis F-4128, 1680 nucleotides. The record is from the annotation of a GenBank genome assembly. NCBI's taxonomy places the organism in Eukaryota, Fungi, Ascomycota, Leotiomycetes, Helotiales, Sclerotiniaceae.
AUGCCAUGGCCCUCUUCUCCAAAAUAUCCCGAGAAAAGCCCCGAAGACGCCGAUUCUGAAGAAUAUAACUACAUAAUCAUCGGAGGCGGCGCAACCCCGAAUACCAAAACCAAAAUUCUCCUCCUCGGAUGCGGCACCGCAAACCAUACCUACAUCUCGCGCAUCUCGCGCAUCCCGCUUCUCUCCGCCAAUAUCCUCGAUGCCUCUACAGGAACCAAGCCCCGGCCAUGUAAACCAAUGACACAGUGUGAUAACAGACAAAGUCUAGUGUUCCGAGCAGAUGUAUUAAGUGGAGCGAGUAGAGUAGAUAGUGAAGUAUAUACGCGAAGACCUAGGAGAAACUAUGAGGGAUGGAAGGAAAUGGGUAGGAAAAACUGCGGGGUGAGAGAAUUGGGGGUGGGAGGUUUUGGAGAUGUAUUUAAGGAGGAAUUUGCAGAUGCAGCCGAAACAAUGGGGUUCUCCCGGAUCUCCGAUGCAAACGUGGCAGAAGCACCGAUUGAUGGAGUGGCAAUGCUAUACUUGAGUACAGAAGUUGCUCUACAAAUACAAAGGGAAAAGAACUUGACUAUCUGUACUAACACAACCGUUCAUCGAAUUGAGUUUGAGGAUGAGGAUGAGGAUGAGGAUGGAGUUCCUUGCGCUGAUAAAGUUGUCUCUGGAAAUACGGAUCCAAUGUCCACGAGAACUCUUGAGGUCAAGGUGAAGAAGGAAGUAAUUAUUUGUUCUGGUGCACUAGGCUCGGCACAAGUUUUGAUGCUGAGUAACUCUAACGGUAUUGGACCUCAUAAACAUCUAGAGGAACACAACAUCAAAGUGAUACAUGACCUACCAGGUGUUGGCUACGGAUUAGCCAAUCAUCCAAGUAUCCCCGUGGCAUGGGAAGUUCCCAUGAAUGAAUCCAUCACUCAAGUUGCAGUAUCCCCAUUAAAAGCCGUCAUCGAAUUCGGCAAGUAUCUUCUCUUCGGCACCGGAAUCAUGAGUUUCCCAACCCAAACCGUGACAUAUUUUGUUCUAUCCAAAUCCCUCAACGAAGGACCAUUCAUCGAAGAAGGGCCAACCCGCAAAACCCCACAAUCCACACCUACCGAAUCCCCUCACCAUCCUUCCACCAGACCUCAAGACCCCGCCCCCGAUAUCGAACUCAUGCCUCUCGCCACAAUCGCCAUGGAAGACAAUCUGGAUUUCCUCUUCUCCGAAACGUUACUUUUCCUCCCGAACUUCAAAAUCUCGAUGUCGAAAAUGGAAAUAAUGAUCAGAUUGACAAGUUUAUACAUCAUAGACUCUGGCGAUCUCAUAUCUGCCAACUUUCGAUCGUGGCUAAGUCUCCGAGCUCGAGGCAGCAUGCAUACUCGCGAUAGUACGCACACCACAAACAACAUAACAUGGACCAUCUCAGCAGUAUUGGCGACCACAUACCUCCACACAACCAUCUCAGCCCAUAUCCUCAAAGCGAUAAUGAACCACGCUGACAUAAGACUUUUCGGUCUUGUCCACCACGCUCUGCAAGAUCCACAACGUGCACUGCCGAUUCUCGGAUAUCUCUUGCUGCAUCCUCGCCGAUCCCCUGCGUCCCAACCGACCGAAAAUAAGAAGCGGCUAGACUUCCUCGCCGACCUCGUCAAUCAUCAAUACCCUAUGGUAUCUUUCCAUCCUGAAUCUCAUGACCUCCACGACUUGUAA